Molecule: messenger RNA, 2499 nt
Organism: Carcharodon carcharias (great white shark)
Lineage: Eukaryota; Metazoa; Chordata; Chondrichthyes; Lamniformes; Lamnidae
Gene: siva1
Product: SIVA1, apoptosis-inducing factor
Exons: 4
Coding region: 76-633 (185 amino acids)
Biological process (GO): extrinsic apoptotic signaling pathway
Molecular function (GO): CD27 receptor binding
Source: RefSeq, a predicted model, not a curated record
GGUGUCAAAGGUUAGGAUUUGGCGCGGGAACUGGUUGCUUGGUGAUUUUUUUCAUGGUCUGGCGUACCGAUCAAGAUGACGAAGAGAGCCAGUCCUUUCGGUGACACGGCGCCGCUCCAGUGGAAGAUCCACGUUACCCAGAAAGAGCUGAACGAGGGAGUCUUUGGGGAGAAAUACAAGCGGGAAGUGUACGAGAAAACUAAAAACUUGCUGUUUAAUGGUGCCCAAGCUUUUAUGGGAUACAUGUGGACUGGCAAUUCAGAAGAGAAUUGCACACUGGUUCCCAUGUCCAAACCUAUUGAAGGUAACUGCCUAAAGGAACCAGAAGAUGUUUGUAAUGGAUGUGAAGGACGUGAGUUACUCCAUGGGCAAACCUUUCUAGGACAUAAUGGACAACUUGUAAAGGGUUCACUAUCUUCAAACAGAUCACCAAUCAAGCCAGCAACCACAAACUGUUUUAUCUGUUUGAAACCAUCAAAUUUCAAGGAACCAUGCUCACAGUGUGACCGCUUAAUAUGCCAACAUUGCAGCAAAGUGUGUGAUCACUGUGCAAGGAUUUGCUGUUCACUAUGCUCAUUUGAUGAUUAUAAUGAAGCCUAUGAUCAAGUGUUCUGCUAUGGCUGCUUUCCAUGAAGAGGCUAUUGAAGUUUGAACUGGUUCUAACUUGUAUAGAAAUGUUUACAUUUAAAAUGCAUUAAUUUGAUCACCAUUAUACACAAAUGGAAGUGAAAUUCUACUUUGUAAUAUACUGUUUUUAAUUGUGUAUUUGUAUAAAUAAAAAUUUUUUGUAUAAUUUUUGCAGCACUCUAUUGCUGCUCUUGCCUGGAAAUGUACACCCUUACAUUAUCCUCAGAGGGCUGAAUCUCUAGUUAAAUUGUGCUUUGACAGAUGUGUUAAUUUAUGUCACCUGCCUGUUACUGAACUUCUGAUGUUUUUAUCCUAUUGUUUUUAUAAAUCAGACCCAUUCUGUAAUUGGACAGUCUGCUCCAGUUCUUCACUGCCUUGACAGUGAAGUUGAAAAUGUACCCUGUCAAUCUAGCACACAUGGAAGACUCAGAAUUAGAUCGAUGAAGGUGUCAGGGUGGCUGCUGGUGGAAAUGAACCUCAGUGCAAAGUAUUAAAUUGAGGCAGAUUAGAUAACUGCUAACCUGCCAUGCCUUAACUUUUUUAAUUUUUGGAAAUUUGAGGAUAAUUGCUAGGUGCAGAAAGUGGGAAACAUCACUUGCGCUAAUGAAAACCCUUCUAAUAUUACAUGCUGCCUCUGAUUAUUCAAUUGCAAAUAGGUUUAAAAAUCUGCACACUGAUGCCUGUGGGCUAUACCCACAGGUUAAUGGAUAUUCAAAGUUUAGAUUGUUGAAGUCAUUAUUUACCUGUAGAUUUCAAAGUAAUUUCACACUUUAGAGUGAAUACAGAAUGUUGCACUGCCAAUGCAGUAGCUUUAUCUUUUAUGCCUGAUUAUUUGGGCAACCUCCAGGUUAUUGUAUGUAAUGAGGUGCUUGCUUUUAUACAUGGCUCUGAAUUAUUUUUGAGGAAAUGCAUUUGAUGUGCCUGCCCAGGGACUCCGCUACAGAUCGUAUCAAAUCUCAUAUAUUGCAGUGCUGGACCUCUCUACCUGGAGGGCCAUAUGUACAAUGCCUCGUUGCUGAAUGGUGGUCUGCUUCAGGGAAAAGCUGGGCACCUCUCUCCCUCAACCUCAAACAUAUCAGUAUCCUUGAAGGGGCUGAAUGUCCUCCAUGAGCUAGAAUUCUGUUAAACCACUUAAGCACACUGGACUUUUGGGAACCUGUUUGGCCUCUGCUCUUGCCUCUUCCAGGGUCAUUGGUGUAUGUAGUGAUUGGGAAUUUUUGCAAGCCUCUGGCCCAUCAUGCCUGGAUCCUGGCCUGAAUUUUUUUUUUAGUGGACUUAUUGGGAGGUGAGGACUUUUGGGGCCAUAUUGCAUUUUGGACUGCUUAAAGAAAUUUAGUAUCUGGCUCAACUUUAUUCCUUCUCCCAGCUUACUUGGUACUCCAAAAUAAAGUAAUCAAAAUACAGAUUUCAGUUUUAUGCCAAAAAUGGAGAAACAUUUUAUUUCUAUUGUGCCUCAUAUCCUUUGUCUCUGUACUGCAAGUAAUGGAUUCUGAAGUAUAAUUGUGGUUGUAAAAUAAAAUGUUUGAACUGGUUAUAGUUGGCAAGAUCCCAUAAUAAAUGAGAUUAAAGGCUAAAAGGAAUAAUAGACACUGGGAGAAAUUCCUUUUCUCUAGCAUCAUGGGAUCUUUUAUAUUCAGCUGAACAAACAGAUGGGCAUAAGUUUAGAAUCGAUCCAAAGGACAACACUUUUGAUUAAUGCUGCAUACCCUUAAUGUGCUUGGAUCCUAGAGAAGGGACUCGGACCUCCUAUGGACUGAUGGGUGCUAUUUACUGAGAUAAAGCACCACUUGGAAAACUAUGCUAGUUGUAAAUUGAUUUUUGCUUGUGACUGACACCUAAUAUAAAUGACUUUAAUAAACAGAUGUAACUAUU